Prorocentrum cordatum is the source of this 843-nucleotide messenger RNA. The record is from the annotation of a GenBank genome assembly. NCBI's taxonomy places the organism in Eukaryota, Dinophyceae, Prorocentrales, Prorocentraceae.
GCCAGCACAUGCAGGGAGGCGGGUGGACUCGAAGGCCAGAGUGACGUCAAUAACCCUGGGGGGCAGGUGGUCGGUCAUCCUUUCGUGUGUUUCGACAUGGUGCUGGAGCAGGUGCACUCCUGCGGCACCCAAGGCUUCCUGAUCCUGGCGGUGCUCUUUCGGGUCGUGAGCCUGACGCUCCUGAACGACGGGGCCGACCUGACGUGCGCGCAGCUCGGCUUCGAGCAAGACUGCCUCGCGCCGUGGCGCACGCCGCCGCCCGCGCGAUCCCUGUUCCCUCGGUCGAGCGUCGUGGGCGUCUUGUUGGAUCCGGCCGCUGGCCUGCUCGCUCUCCUCGCGGAGCCCUCUUCGGCGGUCCUGGUUUGCGUGGGGCUGCUCAAUUCGCGGUACCUCGUGCGAGGAAGCUGGCCGCCGGCGAUGUGGGCCGCGCGGCUGCUGCGGCUCGUCGGGGCGGUCGUCCUGCUCGGCCUCUCCACCCGGGCCCUGGCCGCCUGCCGUCCGCGCGGCGGCACCGCCGCGGAGCACUGCGGCCGGGCGACUGCCCCGGGCUGGAGCAGCCCCGUGGCGAGGUUCCUCAUUGACUCGUACGGCAGCGAGAUGGACCGCCGCGCGCACGACAUCGCCAUCUCGGGGGUGGACAGACCUCCUCCCCUGACACGUCGAGUAAGGAAUUGGCCGUUUUCGGUUCGCGGGAGGGCGUCGCGGCCGUCCUUUUUGCGGGUCCAGGUCCGUCGGUUUCAGUCCCAGGCUCUUUUCACUAAGGGGAGGUUAACCAAAGGGAGGUUUGCCCACCGCCGACAAUCGAUUUUCAGAAUGAGCGCACGAGCGACGGUGUUCUGGUAA